CAAGAGAGGAAGUCACACUUUUAACAGACGAGCUCCGUACAUUACACUGGUUCAGUUUAAGACAAUAGAACCAGUUUCCCCAAUUUCAUGUCAACAACAUGAAGCUGAUAAAAUGUAUCCUGAUCGUCCAGCUGAGCUGCCUUUGUCGAGCCUCACAACCCUCCAAUCAAGCGGACCGCGCUCAUGACCAGAGGGGAGCAGAGGAAGAGGACUCCAACAGUGACCCUCACGUUCAUCACCUCUCUGGUCGAUGCAGCUUCACCUUCAGGAUGCCUGGAAACAGGAGCAGCGGUGAUGUGGUGGCUUUAACCGCAGACUCCACAGAUAUGUUGGUUGAACAGAUCUGUCAGGAUCUUGACUGUGGCAGCGUCUAUCAUGUGAAUAAAACCAGCUCACCUCCUAUCACCUGCUUUAACGGCUGUUUGUACCGAGACGGCCGGUUGCAGAACUGCUCACAGACGGUGGGAGGAAACUGCACUGUGAUUUCAGAGGCUGUUUGUGGGCACCAGGCUGCCCGGCUGGCAGGAGGCUCAGACCGCUGUGCUGGACGGGUGGAGUUGUGGAAAAACGGGAGGUGGGGCACCGUGUGUGACGACCAAUGGGACCUGCCGGAUGCUGACGUGGUCUGCGCCCAGCUGGGCUGCGGCUACGCAAUCAGUGUGACGGGACAGGUCGGCUCCUUCCCCCCAGGAAGAGGACCCAUCCACCUGGACGAGCUGAACUGUACGGGCAAAGAGGAUAACCUGUGGGCCUGUCCGGCUGCACAGGAUGAGUCCGACUGUGGACACAAAGAGGAUGCUGGAGUCGUGUGCUCAGAGAUGAGAGCGAUCAGACUCACAGGGGGUCUGGACCGCUGCUCGGGUAAAGUGGAGGUCCACCGAAACGGCAGCUGGGGAACAGUGUGUGAUAACUGCUGGACUAAUGAGCUGGCCUCCAAGGUUUGCUCCAUGCUGCAGUGUGGAAACCAGACGGAGAAGAUCACCCAGUUUGUCCCUCAUCUCACCCACAACAACGGGACUCUGUGGUUCUAUUUUUGUGAUCAAGAUGUGCAGAACCUGUGGCAGUGCAGGGAGUACAUCAACAGCAAAUACCUGUGUGCUACAUCAAAGGCGAGCGGGGUCAUCUGCAAAGGUUCCCUCGGGUUUCCCGCAAAAACAACAACAGCCAGCGCAGCUGAUCAAACUGUAACUACUUCAACCACAGAGCUUCCGACCCCUGACGGACCCUCUGAAGGUUUCUCCUCACUGCCCAUCGAGCUUCUCGGCGCCAUGGCUCUGUCUCUGCUGCUCCUCGUGUUGAUCACAAACACGGUGCUCUGCUGUCAUUACAGGAGAAGAAGCGUGUUAUUGCUCGAGCAGACCCACAGCAAAACACGCCUCACCUCUGAACAUCAUCACAACACCUACCAAGACUCCAUCAACCUCGUCAAGGUCACAGCGAACGAGCCCCCGACAGACGCCCCGUUGAGCCCCAGGUAUUUCUGGACCCAGCUUAGUAGUGUUGACGGCACGUCAGUAGAUACAGACUAUGAGCAGUAUGAGCCGAGCAAUGAGUCGUCUGUCCCUUUAUCAACCUUUCGCAAUUCUCAACGGUACAAACCGGACGUGAACCCUUUGAUGAAGCCGUUGGGUCUUGAAAGCCUCUUUGAGGAAGGUCCUGAAUCGGACAAUAAAGUGAUGGGAGUCUUCACGGGCUGUAACGGCGGCCCCACAAACGCUCAGUAUGCCAGAGCGUCAACGGUAACGGUGGACUCAUUUGAUACCUCCAGUACGUCGUCUGAGGAAACCAACGAAGGCUACGUCAGGGUCACACCUGAGCUGGGGCCGAACCAGGCAUCGAGCAUAAAGGAGACUUUAAAGCUCAUCUGUCACAACGAUCAACAUUUAUCUGAACGGCAGAAACACCAGCAAAGUUCAGGUGAUGAAGAAGACGACCCGCUUUACUCGCCUGUUAGCCCCGACCCAAACUCUUCCUCCUCCGAUGACUACGAUGAUGUCGACUGUUUGCAGUAAACAGACGAGUUACAAAAUGGAAUAUUGAAACAAUCUCCGGCUUCAAAACUGCACUAAGAGGAAACAUGAACUGAGAUUUAAGAUUUAACACCUUCAGCUGAGAAAACAUAAUAAACUUUCAUUUGAUUUCAAAUCUCCGACACAGAAAGAUACAACCCAUAAUAGACUGGCAUGAAAAUGGCAUGAAAAUAAGAAAUUAUAUUAAAACUUGACUGAGGUAACUUAAUAUUGGACAUCUUAAUACUUUUUUGCUCAUCAUGUUUUGAAAUGAGGCCUACUUGUUAGUAACCAAAUUAUCCAUUGGAACCGGUGUAAAUAUGUAGUAAUUGAGUUCUACCACAAGGUGUCGCUGAAAGCUUGUGAGUAAAUUAACUGGCUUGAAGUCCUAACACACAAACUACUGCAAAAUAAACUUGUAAAACCAUAAA
This is a messenger RNA of Labrus bergylta (ballan wrasse), 2440 nucleotides long. RefSeq names its product T-cell differentiation antigen CD6-like. Gene Ontology annotation, molecular function: serine-type endopeptidase activity. The record is from RefSeq and is a predicted model, not a curated record. Gene Ontology annotation, biological process: zymogen activation. Lineage: Eukaryota; Metazoa; Chordata; Actinopteri; Labriformes; Labridae. Gene Ontology annotation, cellular component: plasma membrane.